UUUUUAGAGAUUUUUUAAAAUUGACUCUUAAAAGUCCAAAAACAACUCCAAGGAAAUGUCCUUCCAACCACCUCCAAAUCAAAAUAACGAUUUAAACCAAGUCCCCUCUUGGGAUGAAUUUAAUAUGAUGGCACAUGAAGACGAGGAGGCUAAUUUAAAUAAUGAGGGAGGAGGAGGGUUGUUGUUAGAUGGACCUGUAGACGAAGAGAAUGAUGUUGGGGAUGAUGAAGUUGUUGAGCCUGGACAGCCUGAAGAAUAUGGGCCGUCUCUUCCUCCAGGGUUUGGAGCAGACGAUUUAAACGACGGACAACAACCUCAUUUUGCUGAACACGAAAUUAUCAACAACGAUUUUUCCGCUUCGUUUGGUGCUCACGAUUUGGAUUUGGACGACCCUGAAGACCCGCUUCAAUGCAGCACAAGUUCUUCAAGUAAUCAACCAAGAAAUGUGAAUUCGAGAAUGAUUGGACCGUCAAUUCCGUCUUCGUCUUCUAUGCUUCCUAGAAUUCCGAUGAAUAAUAGAGGUGAUGAACACUUUCUUCCAUCAAUUGGCACCAACCACAAUUCUUCAGUUGAUUUUAUUCCUUUGUGUGAUCAACCAAGUAGCAGUAAUGCUUUAAACAAUAAUGUAGUUAUUGGACCAACACUUCCACCAGAUUUGAAUUUGCCGAGUAAUGGAGGGGGACAACAAGGAGGUGGUGGUGGAGGAUUUCCAAAUAUUAAUGGUUCUUUUUUAAUUUUUUUAAGGAAGAGGGGAGGGUUUAGCGCUUGUGUGGAGAGCUUAAAAAACAUUAUCAUUUUUUGGGAUCAAAUGUCACUCUAG
Molecule: messenger RNA, 820 nt
Organism: Meloidogyne enterolobii
Lineage: Eukaryota; Metazoa; Nematoda; Chromadorea; Rhabditida; Meloidogynidae
Source: the annotation of a GenBank genome assembly